Messenger RNA from Ictalurus punctatus (channel catfish), 2728 nucleotides. Its product is annotated as alpha-tectorin. The transcript is spliced from 18 exons. NCBI's taxonomy places the organism in Eukaryota, Metazoa, Chordata, Actinopteri, Siluriformes, Ictaluridae. Gene Ontology annotation, biological process: cell-matrix adhesion. Bases 135 to 2456 code for a protein of 773 amino acids. The record is from RefSeq and is a predicted model, not a curated record.
AGUCUGGUUUGACAGCUUCGUACAACAGCUUUAUUAUUUUUUAAUUGUAAUCCUCUCCUCUUAUACAGUCAGCAGCUGCACUGACCGUCUCCAGACAUAGUACAAGAGGUCUACAGCCUGAUUUUCUGUUCCCCAUGGGGUGUCCACUUCUACUGUGUUUGGCAGUGUUGCUCUUUAUGAGCAGCUUGGCAACAGGACAAAGCACAUUCCCAACAACAACAACUCCAGACAACUUGGAAACAGGACAAAGCACAGAACUACCAACAAUUCCAGGUCCACCUUUUUUCCCAGUCGGACCUGAAGCGAUAACCCUUACUCACAGUGAUGGAUAUUAUGAACAAAUUCUGCUGGAGCAACCAUUCUUGUACGCUGGAAAAUUGUACCAUGAGCUCUAUCUGAGUAUGGAUGGUUAUGUGGCUUUCUACGUUCCAAAUAUCGAUGAUGAACUUCCCAAUCCACAACUUGGCAAAGACGUCAUCGCUCCACUGUGGACCGAUAUAGAAGCUGACCAGGGAGGAAGAUGGACCUACGAGCAGGCGACAAACGGCUCUCUUAUAGAAUUAGCUACGACUGAAAUUAACAACAUGUUCCCCGGUGUGAACUUUUCUGCUUCCUGGGUUUUUGUCUCCACUUGGGAAAAUGUACCACUUGAAGUGGCGUCAGGGGUUGUGUCACUUCAAGUCGUCUUGGCCUCGAAUGCUGGAGGUGUCUCUUUUAUCCUCAUGAACUAUGGGACUAUUCCCUCUAUUCCCUCUAUUUACUGGCUGGCCGGUUAUGACAUGGAAAACAGUGAUUUUGUCACCAUUUCAUUAAACGAUUCCUCUGAGCUGUCUUCAACCAGUAACGUCUAUAUCCCUGGUCGCUGGGCUUUUCCGGUUCACACUGCAUCUAUAGGUCCUCCUGUUCCUGAAAUUUUCUAUCCAUACUUGCAUGGCACAGUACUUGAUUAUACUGGAAGUGUCUUUCAAAUUCCACUUCAGCAGGCAUUCCGGUUCUUUGGAUCCUAUAAGUACACAAUAUACGUGAAUAAGGAUGGUGUACUGACGUUCUCUGAGCCUCUUGAUGAGCCCAGUAGCAAUAAUACUGACAAUAUUAACACUGACUUCAUCGCUCCACUCUGGACUGACUUUGAAACUGAGAACAGUGAAAAGAUUGUCUAUCAGGAAGUCACCAGUGGUCCUCUUCUGUCCCGAGCGACACAAGACAUUAAUAAUAUGUUCCCAGGGAAUUAUUUUUACGCUUCAUGGCUUGUUAUAGCCACUUGGGAAACGAUGUCAUUUGAAAACAACACAGGGAAUGCAACAUUCCAAGCAGUCUUGGUUUCGAACGGUGCAGAUGUGUCUUACGUCAUGCUGAACUACGGACCAAUUGAUUCUACUGAUCAGUUCUGGAUGGCUGGCUAUGCGUCAACAGACGGUAACUCCUAUUUCAUUCAAGAAGCAGACACCUUUAACCUUUCUUCAAGUAGUAACGUCCAGAUUCCUGGUCGCUGGGUUUUCCAAGUCGCCACGCCACAAACAACACCCUGUCAAUAUUUGAGCUGCGCUUGGAAUGAAGCUUGUAUGCCGAUUAAUGGAGCAUAUGGCUGUGGCUGUGGGGACUACAAUACAAGGCCCAACCCGGACACUUUUGACGCCACUGAAACAUGUUCAGGCAGCAGUGGAUCACUGUCUCUCUCUCGCUGUCAGCUCUUUGAGGCCGGAUAUCCUGCAGAGGUUCUCCACCUCAACGACCGAAACUGCAUUGGGCAGCUCGACUAUGACAGGCUGGUGUUCAGCUUUGACAGUAAUGCCAACAUGUGUGGCACAACUCUGGAGAAUAACAGCACGCACAUCAUCUUCAAGAACAACGUUGGAUCGACCGACGGAAUGGGUGUGAUCAGUCAUGUUGGAGGGAUAAAUAUCGCCUUUUCCUGCGUGUAUCCACUCAUCCAGAGCAUCUCCAUGCCCAUGGCCAUCGAAGCUUCUAAAACUGUAUUAAGCAAGGAACUGUCUACUGAGGGCUCAUAUCAGAUCAGCAUGAUCCCGUAUCCCGAUGCUUCAUUCCAGGUUCCAUACUCUGGCAGUGUGACCCUAGAAGUGAACCAACAGAUAUAUGUAGCUGUGCAAGUGGAUCAGUUUAACAGCAAUCAGAUUGGUCUUGUGCUGGACAGCUGCUGGGCCACGCCCGUCAACCAGAUCGACUAUUACAUCCGCUGGGACCUGAUCGUUAAUGAUUGUCCAAACCCCGCAGACGGCACGGUGGCGGUGUUGCAGAACGGCGUCUCAACAUCCAGCCACUUCUCCUUCAGGAUGUUCACAUUCACCAGUUUCCCUAACCAGAUCUACCUGCACUGCCAGGUCCAUCUCUGUCUGCUGGAGUCAGGCAACUGUGCACAGCCAUGCGAUGGACAAUUUCUCAGAAGACGCCGAUCUGUAGAUGUCUACGACUCAGCUGCAAUUAGCAUGGGAUUCUGAUCUGUUUACAGUUGAUGUAACAGUACUACUUUUUUCUUCUUCCGUUUUAUUCUAGAACUAAUCAAAGUACUGCUUUGCAUUUAAAAAAAAAUAUAAUCAUGAAGGCAAAUGGUGUUAAAGUUAUAUUACAGGUAUAGUUAAUAAAUAUCCUGAAAAGUUGCAUAUGUGAUUUCAAAUAUGCUUUCUUAUCAUUAAAAAUGUUAAUGAAUUAUUUUCUGUACUGCCUUUAUUUUUCUAUCUAAUCAUUGAUAAUAAAUCUCUCAAGCAUCUUA